Lutzomyia longipalpis is the source of this 4247-nucleotide messenger RNA. RefSeq names its product alpha/beta hydrolase domain-containing protein 17B. Lineage: Eukaryota; Metazoa; Arthropoda; Insecta; Diptera; Psychodidae. The coding region runs from base 200 to 1279 and encodes 359 amino acids. Gene Ontology annotation, molecular function: palmitoyl-(protein) hydrolase activity. The record is from RefSeq and is a predicted model, not a curated record. Gene Ontology annotation, biological process: protein depalmitoylation. The transcript is spliced from 2 exons. Gene Ontology annotation, cellular component: plasma membrane; endosome membrane.
CAUCUCGGUGGAGUUAGUCAACUGACAUAAGCAGAAUUCCGGCAACAACAGCGUUCAAGAGGCUGCUUCUGGUGACGACAUUCUGCAUGGCUCCAUCACGAUCACCUCAUCGCCAACAAAUAAUUCCACGACGGAGAAGUUGCUCUAGCAUCAGGCGCCCGGUGUGUCUGUCACGGCUACAGAUACCCUCGGUGUACGCAUGUCGUGCACGAGUGGUGUGGUGCGUGAUAGAAAGCCGGGCGACUGUCCAUGUGCCAGUGUCGUUGAGAUUAAUCUCAAAGUGAAAGCAUGCCGAUGCAAUGGGGAACCAAUUGAUCGCCAACCAAUGCCCCAGGGGGAUUCUCCGGCACGAGAUUUUAUUGCCGUUGACCUCGUGAGUGCCGUCAACAAGGAAAUCCGGGAGAAGAUGCGCGUGAAUGUUCCCGGAGACCGAAGACGUGUACUCGUACUCAAGCUCACCGAUGUUACGGUACGCUGUGGCGGCGGAAUGUCUCAUGAGCUGCAAUUUGCCAAUGGGACAAAGCACUUUGUAUCCAAGGGGGAUUCACUGAAAUUCACAAUGAAGGAAUCCGAUGUGAUUUGCUCAAAGACAAAUCGAGCAAAGGACAAAGGAAGCGCCCCCAAGGGUGGUGGUGAGAGCAAGAAGAAGUCCAUCCGGAAGGUGCUUAAGAGUCAAAAGAGUGAAGAUGGGAAGAUGUACAGCAAAUCCGUCGAUGAUGUAACACUCGGUAGCAAGAAAACCCUCACAGUGGAAAGUGACGGAAAAAUUCUCUCCAAGUCCGUUCAGGAUCUCUCCGAGGAGAGUCAUUCGGAAUUCAGCGAUAUGAAUUCCAUUGAGCUCAUCAUAAUCUCCGAUGAAUUCCUCAAUGAAACCACCAAGCAGGAAGUGAUCAUUGUCAAUGAUCGCAAGGAUAUCGAGUCCCGCCGUCAGAAGUUAGCUGUGAAGGAUAAACCGAAGCGCGAUAAAUCCCCCAAAGAAGUAACGAGGAAAUCAACGACAAAUCAAUCUCGACGCCGGCUUGUCAUUAUUUCGGAUGAGUACAAGAAGAAAUCCCUCGAGAAUAAGACAAUCGUGGUGACAAAAGGAAAGUACGACAAUGCACCGAAGAAAGAUGAAGCACCAAAGAAGAAGCAAGAAAAAUCCAUCGCGGAUGCCGUUGGUGAGAUCAACAGCAAGAUCAUCUCGUGCGUCCUCCAGAGCUAUGAAGAACCUGAAGCUGCAGUGCUGGAGAAUAAGGAUAUCAAGCAAAAUAACACAGACACACAUCCGUCCUGCUAAAAGGACCUACCCGCCAUCUUAGAAAGGUCACCGAACUAACGUUUACACCCCACACCCAACAUCUCCUUGUGUUUGUUUGUUUGUUUGCGUAUCGAGUGUCAGAGAAUCCAGAGACAAGUGCUAAAAGACCAAGGAAAUCAUUUUUUUUAUUUAAGUGUUGUGCUCAUUUACGGACAAAAACUCUUCUAUUGACAAUCUUAAUUAAGUUUGUAUAGUUUCUUAGCUCAUGUUUAGCUUAAAGUGGUUUAUAUUGUAAGAUUUUUAAUUAGUGAGGUCAGUUCUAAAGAUAAUUCGCGAGAUUUUUUUUUAGUUAAAAGACUUCCUGUUUCAGAUUCAGCAGAUUUAUUGGGAAUCCUACGUUGCAAAGUAAUAAGGUUUUUAAUUAGUUUCAAGAAUACUUUUAAUGAGAAAUUUAAACUUUAUACUACUUGCAGAUUUGGUUAGUUCUAGCAGUUUUUUUUUCUAUCUAUAAACGGUCAGAAAGUUUAUUUUAAAGGUUUUACACUCUCAGUGGUUUUGAAUAAGCCAAGACGUUUAAUUGACAGUUCUUAUUGUUAUAAGAUUCUGCUAGAAAAACUGCUAGAAUUUGUCAAUUUCAUAUGUUUCAAGAUAUAUGAUGUUUGAUUUGUAAUAAAUACUUACUUCGCAGUUCUCUAAUGUAAAACUACUAGAAUUUUUCAAAAUUGUGCAACUUGGAAAAUUCUUGCAGUUUUCUUAUAACUGGAUUGAACGUUAAAGAAUUUUCAGCUUCAAUUCAACUUUUAGUCUAACUUACAGAUUUUUUAAUAUGAAAUUAUAGUAGAAAGAAAAACUGCUAGAAUGUUCCAUUUUACUACACAUUAAUUCUUUUGGGACUACUGAACAUCCUAAAAUAAAUGGAUUAUUAUUAUUGUAAAUUUCAAUUGAUAAAAAACUGCUAGAAUUAGUCUGUCACUAAAGUCCUAAGCUAAUGCGUCUAGCAGGCUUCAACGUGUUAACCAAUAAAUCUGCUUUUUUUUUCUGAUUCGUCCUUCUGAGCUGAUCUGUUUCUUUUUGUAAAAUAACUAUUUCUUAAAUUCUUUCAAAAAGGUGAUCUUAAAGAAAAUCCCACGUUCCAUGUGAAUAGAGAAUCUUCCAUUUUGUGCAAUAUUUGCCCAAUUUAUUUCGUUGCAAUUUUUAUCGCAAUUUUUUCUUACACAAACACACAUCAAGUAGAUCUGAAGGUAAAAGAAAAGAGAUAUAAAUCUUUGUUAUUUGAUUGUAUAUUUAGUAAAAAAAAAAAUAUCGUGUUUCCAAAUGCUUUUGCUCUUACAGAAUAUUCCCACAAUUUUCUCGUCUUGCUUUAGAAGAGCAAUUUUCUGCUAUUCUUUUCCAACUUUUGUACAUACUUUCACUGUUUAAUUGCAAUAAGGAAUUUUAUUUAAUUGCCAAUGGGGAGGUGCAGUGGCGUGCAAAAGCGUUGUUAAUCAUCCCACCAAAGGGGGGUGAAUAAAUUAACGUGAUAGCGCAUUUUAGGUCUCUCACAGAGAAAUUCUUGAGGUUUUUUUUGUGAGUUUCUUGCCAAGAUGUUGAUGUUUUCUUUAUAUAAAUCUAUUUGAAUUGUUAAAAGAAUUUUUUGAAAAUGCCAAUUUUUGCUGUGAAUUUUGGCGGCAUUUUUAAAUUAGUUUUUAAACGAUAUUUUUUUGUUUUGGUUAAAAAAUUCAAAAUGGUGGACUUUCUGUUUUGAAAAUAAAUUGCACGUCGCUGCAAUGAAAGUGAAGAAAUUAAAUCACAAAAUGGAGGGCCGGUGUCCCUCGGAAAAAAAUGCUUAAGACUGUAAAAUGUAUCAAAAGGAACAAAAUUUAGUAGGUGAAUUUUAAAAAUCUCUGGGAAUUUAGUAAAUUUGCAGAAUUAUUAAAAAGAAAAAUUAAACACACAUUUUUAAUAGUUUUAGUGUUAAGAAAAUUGAGGAGAAGCACAAGAAUUAUGAGAGACAGAAAAGGUGCUAAUGGUGUUUGUUUUUCCGAAGAAAAUUGCUAUGAAAAGACCAUCAAAGAAGCAUGCGUUUUUCUUUUGACUGCAUAGAAGAUUUAAAAAUUAUAUAUAAAAGAAAUUUAAAUCGUAGAUUGAAAUUUAAAAAAAUUAAACAAUCAUUGUAAUUGAAAAGAAAAUCAUGAUAAAAGAUGUAAUCUGGUAAAUUGCAUUUAUAACAAAAAAAAAUCAGUAUAUGAUGUAGAUUAAAAUUAAAUAUUAAACACAUUUUUAGAGUCCAAACUAAUUGCGAAAAGUUCUUAUUUUAUAGUUAGAAUACAUAGGUAUAUAUUAUAUUAUACAUAAUUAUUAAAAAAAAAACCGGAAGAUGCUCAUUUAGAGCGGAAAUGUGAAUGUUAAAUUUAGAAAAGCGCAAGGCAGAGAAAAGCAGGCAGCAGGAGGACCUGAGAGGAAUUCUUUCCGGAAGCGUCUUGUAAAUCAAUUAUGAUUCAAUUCAGGAUGCAAAAAACUAAACAAUUUCUAUGGACUGAUAAACAAUUGAAUUACCAACACAUCCGGGAUGAAUUCCCGUCCUUUUUAUUGCUUCGUUCUCUUUAGAGAAAAUAAAACAAUUAUGAACCUUUUAAAAAAAUCUUCCAUUUUGCAGGUUAUGCGUGGGUAGACAUUUUUUUUAUUUACACAGCUGUGGCGUCAAAAUAUCAAAUUGCGGCGAACACUGCAACUUACACCUUCGUCGGCCAUAUUGAUAAUUAAUUUUUUUUCCAAAUUCUUACGUUUUUCGUUACAAUUCUGAGUGAAUUCUUUAAAUAAUUUAUCAUUUUUCUCCGUUUUCACACAAAAACAAAAAGUUUUCUACCCAGCAUUUAGCUUGUUUUAAUUGUAAAAGACAAAAAGAGUCCAUCAUGUUGUAGAGAAGAGCAAAAGGAAGAGAGAAGGGGAAAGAAAAAUGUGAAGAAAUUGUAUGUAAAACAUUUAUUAGUUAAUAUAACAAGUAAAAUAUAAUAUGGAAUAGAUUGUA